Phycodurus eques (leafy seadragon) is the source of this 3138-nucleotide messenger RNA. RefSeq names its product adhesion molecule with Ig-like domain 3 (gene amigo3). NCBI's taxonomy places the organism in Eukaryota, Metazoa, Chordata, Actinopteri, Syngnathiformes, Syngnathidae. Gene Ontology annotation, cellular component: plasma membrane. Gene Ontology annotation, molecular function: protein binding. The record is from RefSeq and is a predicted model, not a curated record.
UUACAAGCUGCACGUCAUGUCAACAAUACGAUCGCAUGAUCAUGUCAUGUGAUAUGAUCACGACAUCAUACAUGUCCGCUCAUCGGUAGCAAUGAUUGACAUGAAAAAAAGAUAAAUGCGUGUAUUUGCGUGCACAAACACGUGCAGUCUUUUUGUAUGUGCGUGAAUGUUAGCGCGUGCGUGUGACUGUGUUUUUAUACGAGCGUGUGUGGGUGUGUGUUCUGAGUCGAUGUGUGCCUGUGUGUGAACGGGUGUGCGCGUGUCGCCGCCGGCAGAGAAUCAACAUGGAAAACGAGACGAGGAGACGUGAUGAAGAGGCCAGCGGAAAAAAAGGAAAAAAGAGAGCGAGCGCGACAGAGCAACAAAGGGAGGAGCCCGCCGAGAAACACGAGCGCACGUCCGAUCGGCCGCAGAAGAAGAAAAAGAAAAGACCAAAGCGAAAACAUCCGACAUGCUGACGCCCGGCUGGCGAACGUCUCUCGACGGCCGGCGGGGGGCGCGGCUGAGGAAGAGGAGGACGAAGGGCAGGCUAGGAGGAGGCGAGCGCGCGAGCGGCAGCCGGACCGAAGAAGAGAUGCCGACUCGGCAGAAAAUAUCACGUCGGAGGCCAGCUGAGCGACGUUAGGCGGCGAGCGGCGCCACUCGCAAAAGCGGACAAACGGAAAACCGACAAAGGCUCCCGGCCGGCCGACGCGCAUUUGAUGAAGACGACGACGACCCGCGGCUGAUGUCGGGCCAACGCACGCACACAAAAACAACAGCGGCAGCACUUGUGUGUGCGUGUCAACACGCGGCGACUGCAGCCCGGCGCCGAGAUUUGCGGCGCUUACGCAAGCCGGCGUUCCAGAUGGAGGAAAUCAAGAGCGUCUCGUACACCGGCUGACGGACACUUUUGCCUCGGAAGCGUCCGGCGCCGCCGCCUCCGGGAGCGUUCUGACCGCGUUCUGCCGGUUUGCGUCGGCGGCUGAGGAUGAAGGACGUGAAAAGCAUUUUCCAGUGAGAGGAAACGGACGAGAGUCGCGCGAUGCGGGCUCUCGUUCAGGGCGCGGCGGCGGCGGCGGCCCGGGUGUCGUCCUGGAGUUACGCGCUGGUUCUGCUGGGCUGUCUCCAGCAGAUCCGAUCCGUCCGGGCCGGCGUCCGCGCGACGGGCCGGGACUCCUCCCGCGAGGUCGGCUGCCUGCGCGCGGCAGACAUCCUGAGCUGCGCCGGGCUGGGCCUGGACCGGGUCCCGGAGGACGUGCCCGCUUGCGCGGUCACUUUGGACCUGAGCCACAACCGUCUGGCGGCGUUGCGGGGGCACAGCUUCGAGGGGCUGCCGCAUCUGCGCGCAGUACGAUUGGCGCACAACCGACUGACGAGCAUUCGGCCGGGCGCCUUCCGGAACUCCUCCGGGGUGCUGCUGCGACACCUGGACUUGUCGUCCAAUAGGCUGCGGGCCGUAGAGGAGGCCUACUUCCGGGACCUUCCCGGUCUGGAGGAGCUGCUGCUCUUCGACAACCUCCUGGUGAAGGUGGAGAGCGACGCCCUGGUGGGAUUGGGCGGCCUGCGCAGGCUCUACCUCAGCCACAACAGACUCCACGAUUUUCCCUUCUCGUCCGUCCGCGAGCACCCCGAGCUGGUCUUGCUGGACCUUUCCUCAAACGGCCUUCUCCGGCUGCCCCUGGAGAACCUCACCAGCCUCCCGGGUAGACUCCAGCAGGGACUCUACCUUCACGCCAACCCGCUGGUGUGCGACUGCGCCACGUACCGAAUGUUCCGCCUGUGGGAGCUUCGAGGCUACGCGUCGGUCACGGACUUCCGGGAGAACUACACCUGCCUGAUGUACGGGGUGCGCGGACUCUCCGCGCGCUUCCUCCCCAACUUCCCCCAACCGUGCAACGCCACCGCCGUGACGCCGCAGUCAAGCGGCGUCACGGUGAAAGCGGGGCGGCCGGCGCUGCUCCACUGUAGCGCCACGCUGACCGGGAAGCACGUCACCUUCUUCUGGGUCUCCCCAACCCAGGAGUACGUGGCGCCGCCCGGCAACAACGGGUCACUGAAGAUGUUCGCCAACGGGAGUCUGGAGAUCGUGGCGGCCCGAGCGGAGGACUCCGGGGUCUACCGGUGCAUGGCCCUCGACCCGGUCGGGAGGCGCAACGAGACGCGGGAAGUGAAGGUGACCGUGGUGACGCGCCACGCCGGCGACGAUCGCGAGUCCUUCAACACCGGGUUCACGACCCUGCUGGGCUGCGUGGUCAGCCUGAUCCUGGUCCUCAUGUACCUGUACCUGACACCCUGCCGCCGCCGCCCCCCCCGCAACAAGGGGGCCGCACCCGCCGGCAACGAGGCCGGGCCGGAGAGCGCCCGGUCCUCCGUCCUCGGCCCCGCCCCGCCCGCCGGCGCCGAGGGCCCGGACCGCAAGGUCAGUACCAACAAACACGUGGUCUUCCUGGAGCCAAUCAAAGAGCAUCAGAACGGGCGGCUCGGGGCGGCACAAGGGCACGCGUGGCCGGGCUCGCUUCCGGAGCCCGAGCCGCAGCAAAAGCUCCGGCGGGACGCCGCUUUCCCGGACACGUCCCUGGUGUUGCCAUAGCGACGUGACUCUGAGAACUACGCCGGCGCCAUCCUGUCUCACACCGCCGACGCCCUCUUCCCGCACCUCCGCUUUGCCUUCAAAGUGACUUUUUGUCAGCCAAGAACCGACCACACCGUGCCGGGGCGGACGACGAGCCGAAACACCAAAGAUGGCCAACGAGCAACUUGGGGGGGACUCGUCGUGGUCACAAAGUAAAACCUUUAAAGCGCGCGUCUACCUUUAUGAACCUUUUCCGCAGACGCCGCCGGCGUCCCAUUAGCGCGGCUCAAAAUAGAAACUCGUCCGGUUGGCUUUUGAUCGUCGAGCAGAACGACAUCAAUAAAAGACGGGGAGCACUUUGGAGGUUUCGUCUGCUAAUGUUUGGGCCGCGCUCGCUGCAUCCUCCCCGCACGACCUCCACUUACUGUCUCGCUCGCUCUGCGCCUAAUAAAGUGAUCCCGACCGAAAGCCCGCCUCAUCCUUUCACGAGCUUAGCUUAGCCAUCCCAAGUUCAGAAUGGGAAUGAAAAUCAUCUUUUUGGACCGAGUGUGUUAAAAACACACAAGGCACGACAAACGCGGCGC